This is a messenger RNA of Haliotis rufescens (red abalone), 2104 nucleotides long. Its product is annotated as trans-L-3-hydroxyproline dehydratase-like. Gene Ontology annotation, molecular function: hydro-lyase activity. Lineage: Eukaryota; Metazoa; Mollusca; Gastropoda; Lepetellida; Haliotidae. The record is from RefSeq and is a predicted model, not a curated record. The transcript is spliced from 6 exons. The coding region runs from base 661 to 1722 and encodes 353 amino acids.
CGACUUUAAUCAGAAUAUAUGGUUCUAGGGUGUUUGCUCAACCUGUGUGUAAACAUUUACUGGGGGAUUUAAAAAAAAAAUCAUACCACAGAAUAAAUCCGGGUCACUGAAUGACUAAAAACCAAACUGAGCUGUGUGUCGGGUCCGUUUUAAGGAAAAUGUAAACCAAACGUUGUCAUCGUUUGAUGUUUGCUCAACAUGUGUGUAAACAUUUUCUCUGGUAUUUUAAAAAAAGAUUCAUACCACAGAAUAAAUCCGGGUCACUGAAUGACUACAAUCCAAACUGAGCUGGGUGUCUGGUCCGUUUUAAGGAAACUGUAAAUACUACGUUGAUAUCGUUUGUUGUUAAUAUGCGAAAAAAGAAAAAAAAAUAUAAUGUAAUUCAGUACUGAAAUAUGAGAACAUACAUAUAAUUAAAAUCGGUCACGUUUGUUGUUGACAUGCAGACAGUAUAUUCCCUCCACGAAUAGGUUCAAAUAUCCAACGGAUAUGCCUGUGGUUGUGGCUUCUUGGGGAGGAGGACAAUUGCUUCUUUGACAUGAACAUGUUGCGUGACUAGAACGUGUUUUUCUGUGUAUUCAUGACGACCACUUGAAGGUGAAGUCAAGGGAGGGAGCGACGUGUCUACCAGGCAGACAUUCAGCAUAUCCUGCACCCAAGAUGACAUCGUCCUUCCAGUCCCCCUUCCAAGAAGACGUCAACAUCAGCACCAUUGAGAUGCACACGGCAGGGGAACCUCUUAGGAUCAUCACCUCAGGAUUUCCGCAACUCAAUGGGACAACCAUUCUGGACAAGAGGAAGUAUCUUAAAGAACACUUUGACCAUUACCGUAAACUUCUGAUGUUUGAACCAAGAGGUCAUUUUGACAUGUACGGGGUCCUUCUGGUGGCCCCUGACGUAGACGGCGCAGACAUUGGGGCCAUCUUCCUGCACAACGAAGGAUACAGCACUAUGUGUGGACACGCCGUCAUUGCGUUGGGGAGAUAUGCAAUUGACCAUGGUUUGGUGAAGAACCCCACCAGUCCCGAGACUAGGGUGGGAAUACAGUGUCCCUGUGGGUUAGUGGAGGCCUUUGUGGAGUACCAGCCCGGGGGGUCGGGAUGUGAGGAGGGGAGGACAGGUGCGGUCAGAUUCCAGAGCGUGCCAUCGUUCCUAUUUGCCUCAGGUCUCAAAGUUGACGUCCCUGGGUACUGCAUGCAGAGUGUGGAUGUUAGCUACGGGGGCGCUUUCUACGCCUUCGUCACCGACAGUAACGUCGGCGUUACGUUGAAGUCAUCACCAAUGCAAGCUGUGGUGAAGGCAGCACACGCCGUAUCUGAGGCAGUUAAGUCGACCGUGUCCAUCUCCCAUCCCGACAGUGACGACCUGGCGUUCCUGUACGGCACCAUCAUCACUGACGGGAAAGACGCCUUCUCCGACAAGGUCACCGCCAAUGUGUGCGUCUUCGCCGACAGACAGGUUGACCGUUCUCCGACUGGGUCAGGGGUCUCAGCCCGUAUCGCUCUCCAGUACUUUAAGGGUCACAUUGGUCUGGGUCAAAGUCGAACCUUUGAGAGCGGGGCCACGGGUAGUGUCUUCACAGCGAAAGCUGUACAGGAAGUGACCUGUGGGGAGUUCAAGGCCGUUGUGGUGGAAGUUGGUGGCAAAGCUUUCUACACGGGAGGCAACACAUUCACCUUGGAGAGGGAGGACACACUAGGACAUGGCUUCCUGGUGCAGUAGGACACUAUGAAUCACCACUCAGCCUUGUUAGCACAAAGGAACUGUUCUUUCGGCCUGACAUGGAAACAUUUGUAUGCCAUUCUUGACCCACACACUCUUAAUUCCUGACAUGUUGCCCUCUUCCCUGAUACCACGUUGGCACCAUCAGUCAGUUACCUCGCUGAUGUCAAAUGUGCAAUCAAUUGAUGAUCUUCAGAUUAGCUUCUCCUCUUUCCCUUCUUGAUGCAAGAGAAGGCAAGGAUUCGUGUUCCACUUUGAGAGGAAAACACUCCACUUUCACAUACGAAUCACUGAAGACAUUAACACUUUCCUGGGAUGUUCGACAUGAUCAUGCUGUGCUGCCACCAAUACAGUUUUCAGACCUGUCAACUCAAAUUUUUUA